AUGGCACAUAUGCAAAAAAAAGUUGUGGAUUUUAUUUCCAAAAAACCUUCGGAUAGGAAGGAUGUUAUCAUACCGAUAUUUCUACCCUGGCUGAGGAAGAAAAGCAACCUCCUUCAGGAUAUGGACAAAGAUGUCCUUACUGACGUCAUGAGGAACUGUGCAUAUCAAAAGGCAAAUCGUGAUGACGUCAUCAUCACUCAAGGGGAGCAAGGAGACAGUUUUUACAUCAUGUUGACGGGCAGAACCUCCGUAUAUAUCACUCCGAUCAAAGUUGAAGACGACCAGCAAGAUACAACGGCGGUCAGUCAGGAACAACAAGAAAACGACGACACGAAAAAGGAUAUUGAUGAAAGUUCACAGGAAGAAGAGGAAACAGACGAAACUGAACCAUUAGAUCGAUCGAAAUUUGGAAAAUUCAUCAUGCACUAUGAAGGUGGAAAGAGUUUUGGAGAAGUCGCUUUGAUGAGUGAAGAUUCCGUGAGGAAUGCUACGAUUAUAGCAGACGAGGAGACGGAUCUGUUGGUUAUCAGCCGAGAACUCUUCAAUCGAUCAAUCAAGGCGAAACAGGAAGAAGAAUAUGAGGAAAAGAAGGACUUUAUCAACAAAAGUCCAUUUUUCCAUAAUUGGUCACCAAAGUUCAAACGUCUUCUGGAAAUGAGUAUAAGGAAAGAGCAGUAUCCUUUUGGUAGUACCAUUGUGAGACAGGGAGAAGCGGCAUGUGGACUGGUGUUUCUGUUAAGUGGUCAAGCAAAGGUGACAGUGAACCCAUCUCAUCACAACGGCCAGUUCCCAUUACUGACGAAACAGGAAAUAAAUCCGAUUGCCAAGGAAAUAGGAAGAAAUUCAUACAACAAAAUAGUGAAGAAGCGAGAACGUAACUUUACUCAGCAUCAGAUACAGAUCCGUCGGAAGGAGGGUUACGCGGCGGCAGAGAAGAGAGUCAUGAGUCGUACAGUGGAGCUUUGUUGUAUUGAAUCUAACGAUGUCGUAGGAGAUAUCGAGAUGGUGAUGGAGCUAGAGAGAAGUACAUGUACUGUACAUUGUACUGAGAACACAACAGCGAUGGUGCUAGACACAAAGAACUAUGACAGGUUGAUAGCCAAGAAAAACAUGCACACCAUUAGAAAACUGUGCAAGUCUGCUCUCCAGAAGGUUCUUUGUAGAGCUAAUUCAGGAAAAGGAUCUCAAGUACCACUGCUAGAUAUACUCCAAAAAAAGUUACAGGAAAAACUGCCACCAAAGGACAACAACCUAAAACCUAAAACUGAUCGAUCUAAGUCAGUAGUGAUGGAGCAGCUGAUUCAGUUCUUCCUGAAGGACAAAGCUCCUCUCAUUGAGCCGUGUGUACCAAAUGCCUUGUAUUAUCGAAUGAAAUCCGAAAAACGUGCAAAAAUGAUAGAAAUUAACGAAAUGAAAUUGAAGGGACAAGGGAAUAAAGUGGAAAAUAGGUUAUAUGACUAUCGGUCCCGUAGGAAGGUGGCACGAAGUAUGAAACAGUUGAAAAGCAUGAGAGCAGAGAAUGAUCUCUUACGGACCAGCCAAUCGGCGUGGGACUAUCCACAAUCUUCUCGCACCAGUUUACGGCCUCGCACCGCACUAGGCAUACACAGGGAAAUCAGUCAUUCUCCCUCUUCUAGACCACAUACCGCUGGAAUAUUCCACCUUACCGAAUGCAACAACGCAGACGAGGAAUCAGUUGUUUCACCUACCAGGGAUGAACCAAGUGUUGCAAUGUCAGAUAUAUUAGAACAGAUUGAUCUCGUACAGAAAGAGAAAACAGAAGUCAGAUCUAAAGUGAUUUGUUCAGCAAUGGCCGUCAGUGAAAUUAACAAAACGAGCAUGAGGAAUGGAGGAAGUUCAUCGAGUGCACUAACAGCCAUGGAACCUUUCGACGAAGAUUACUUUGACUGGGAAACGAGCGAGAGGAACCUAUGUAACUUGGAAGACAGGAUCAAACAGUUUUGCUCUGACGGUGACAGCAGGCCAAGCAAAGUGGCACCACAGGUAGCUGCUCUUAGGAGAUUCAGCAUCCGGGACGAGAAAGAGGAUGAGUCUUCGUUUGAGGUUAAGGUUCCUAAACCUGGAGGAACGGUAUUUAUAAAAUCAAAGCCAUGCCAUCUUCCUCAAAAGGCAAAUAUUCACUCUGACGGGCAUCAGCACGUUCGACGGUUUGUUGUAACACGAGAUGAGACACAAGAUAUUUCCUCUAUGUUGUCAAGACGACCUAAAUCUGCACGGCCUACUCGCAGCAUCAGCCCUCCCUCGCUCAGCGGCAGACGACCUAAAACUGCCAUUGGGGGAAGGACAUCUUUCAGUCGAACUGAAUCCCUUGUACAAAUGGUCGCUUCUUAA
Molecule: messenger RNA, 2352 nt
Organism: Ylistrum balloti
Lineage: Eukaryota; Metazoa; Mollusca; Bivalvia; Pectinida; Pectinidae
Exons: 9
Coding region: 1-2352 (783 amino acids)
Source: RefSeq, a predicted model, not a curated record